Molecule: messenger RNA, 760 nt
Organism: Eimeria acervulina
Lineage: Eukaryota; Apicomplexa; Conoidasida; Eucoccidiorida; Eimeriidae
Exons: 6
Source: RefSeq, a predicted model, not a curated record
AUGGGGCUGGCAACUCCGAAGGAGAUAAAGGGAGCCAUUUCGCUGCAACAGCAGCAGCAACAGCAGCAACAGCAGCAGCAGCAGCAACAGGGGCAGCAGCAGCAGCAGCAACGGGAGCAGCAGCACCAACAACAACGGCAGCAGCAACAGCAGCAACAGGAGCAACAGGAGCCGCAGCAGAAGCAACACGAACAGCAACAGAGGCAGCAGCAACAGCAGGAACAGCUGCAACAGCAGCAGCACCAAGAGAAUCAGCAACAACAGGAGCAACAGCAGCAGCAACAGCAGCAGCAGCAGCAGCAACAGCAGCAGCAGCAGCAGCAACAGCAGCAGCAGCAGAGAUGGAGAAGACAAACCCUAAACCCUAAUGAGGGGGAGAGCAUACAGCAGCAGCAGGAAAAGCAGCAGCAGCAGCAGCAGCAGCAGGAGCAGCAGCAACAGCAGCAGAAGAAGAAACUAAAAACCCGUGCAGCGGAGAAGGCGCAGCAGCAAUCUCUAGCAGACUUCUCGUCUAGUAUUGCUGCGCUGCUUGAUGAAGAGACACCUAAUAUAAAAGAUAUUGAAGAGAAGAAAGAGAGAGAUGAAAACAACAAAGAAGAAGCCCUUAGAAAACAGCUGCUCGCCGAGAAGAAAAGACAAAGAAACAGCGCACAUAUAAAACCAAGUCAAAUGGAUAUAGAAAGGGAGAACCUCUUAAAGAAACUAGCUACUAAAGGCACUGUACGCUUCUUAAAUGUUUUAAUGAAUGCGCGGCGAGAAG